This is a messenger RNA of Penicillium waksmanii, 264 nucleotides long. RefSeq lists its product as uncharacterized. The record is from RefSeq and is a predicted model, not a curated record. Lineage: Eukaryota; Fungi; Ascomycota; Eurotiomycetes; Eurotiales; Aspergillaceae. The transcript is spliced from 4 exons. Bases 1 to 264 code for a protein of 87 amino acids.
AUGAAGCUGCUCUUUGUACUUCUGGGACUCCUCUCGCUGGCCCUGGCCAAGUCGUUCAAGUCCGUCAUCAUUACUUUCCCCAAGGGCACGCCUUCCAACGUUAUUGACGAGGCGAAGGGGGGCGUCAUUACUCAUGAGUACCAUCUAAUCAAUGGAUUUGCUGCCGAGGCCCCGGUGACCUGUCUGGAGACUAUAUCAGCACAGUCGUCCGAGUAUAAUCCGACGAUCGAAGAAGACCAAAUCGUCUCUGCGAAUGGAAAAUAA